Molecule: messenger RNA, 3939 nt
Organism: Rotaria socialis
Lineage: Eukaryota; Metazoa; Rotifera; Eurotatoria; Philodinida; Philodinidae
Source: the annotation of a GenBank genome assembly
AUGUCUCGUCUACAUAAAAUGUCAAUUCAAGGCAUUCGAAGCUUUGGAAAUCGAGAUCAAGAUACACAAGUCAUAACAUUCUUCUCUCCAUUGACGGUUAUUGUCGGUCCAAAUGGAUCGGGUAAAACGACCAUAAUUGAAUGUUUAAAAUACAUGUCAACUGGUAUAAUGCCACCGGGUGCUAAAACAGGUGGAGCAUUUGUUCAUGAUCCAAAAGUAGCACAUGAUACAGAAGUACGUGGUCAAAUUCGACUUCUAUUUCAAGAUGUUACAGGGCAUAAUGUUCAAGUGCAACGCACACUUGUUGCUACACAAAAAAAAAGCAGUAUUAGUUUACGAACGCUUGAAGGUAUUAUUAUUCGUGAGGGUGUUAAUGGUGAACCAAUACAAAUAACAUCGAAGUGCAUUGAACUCGACCGAGAAAUGGUUACAGCAUUCGGUGUAUCGACCGCUAUUCUUGAAAACGUUAUCUUUUGUCAUCAAGAAGAAUCGAAUUGGCCAUUAAGCGAAGGAAAACAAUUGAAAACAAAAUUCGAUGAUAUAUUUGCAGCAACGAAAUAUAUGAAAGCACUUGAAUUAAUUCGAAAAAUUCGAACUGAAAAAUUACAAACAGUGAAAAUCAGCCGAGCCGAAAUCGGACAUUUGAAAACCUAUCGUGAUAUGUUAGUUCAAAAAAAAAGACAAUAUUCAGAUAUUGAUGAUCGUCGGCAAGCAUCAAAAAAUAAUGUCGACAGUAUUCAAAUUAAACUUGAACCUAUUGAUUCUCGCUUGGAACUUAUUGCCAAAGAAAGUUCAAAAAUGGUUGAUUUUCAACGACGUAUGGAUCGUCUCGCGAAUGAAUGUGAAGCAUUAAAAAAGAAGAUUCGUGAUCUCAAUGCAAUUAUUGAAGAACCAUUUGAAGGUUCCGAAGAUGAACUUAAAUUAUUAAUAACCAAUUUUCAACGUGAUCAAGAUAAAAAGAAACGUGAAAUUCAAGAUUUAGAUGCGAAAAAAUUGACAAUGGAACGGCAAAUAAAAAAACUAAGCGAAAAACGUACAUCCGACACGAGUCGUUUAGGUGGUUAUGAAUUUGAAGAAAAACAAUAUAAAUCAAAUUUAAGUCGUCGCCAACAAUUCAUCGAUGAAUACGUUCAAAGUUCAUCGCAAACAAUUGAUAAAGCAAAUCUAAAUAGUCAUUUAGAUAAACAAAUUCAAAGUGGACAAAAAGACCUAAUGGAAAAACGUUUAUUUUAUCAACAAAAGGAAAAAACUAUCCAACAAGAUGUAGAUAAAUGUCAAGAACAACGUAUUAAAAUCGAGUCAACAAUUAAAUUAAAAAGUUCACAAGUUGAAAAAACUCUCAAAGAAAUUCAAGAUAUAAAACAACAACAGAAACAAAUUGAACAAUAUUUAAACAAACUAAAUGAACUUAAUAAACGGAUUGAACGUAAAGACGAUGAAUAUCAACAGAAAUUAUCAAACGGAAUCAAUAUCGACCAAUUAAAAGUUGAUAUUAGUAGUGACGAACAAAAGCGUACUCAACUUCAAUUUGAACUUAAAGAUUUAAACAACGAAAUUGAUAAUUUACAUGCCAAUGCAAAAAUUAAUACUGAAUAUGAAAUGUUCAAAAAGGAAAAAACUGAACGUGAUGAACAAAUUAGAAAAAUUAAAGUUCGUCAUCAUGAAAUUCUAACAACCCUCUUUCAAGGUUCAAUACCAGAACAAGAUUCGAAUAUUUGUGUUCAAUUUGAACGAGAACAUCGUAAACUACAACAAAGUCGUAUUACAUUGGAACGACAAAUUCAAGACAUACGUCGAGAGUUAUCUGGCAAAGAAGAAAAACGUCGUCUAUUAGCUGAUGAAUUAAAACGAAAAGAUUCAUUGCGAACUGAAUAUACUGAUCGUUUGCAAGAACAACUCACUGGACAAAACUAUGAAAAAUAUUUAGAAAAGCUAUCCAACGAUGUUAAACAAAAACAAGAUGAAAAGGGCAGUCUUGUUGGCAUGGAAAGAACUUAUCAAAGAUUUAUUAAUCAAGUUCGAUCAACAUUAAAAGCAGAUCCAUGUUGUCCGUUGUGCUAUCGAAAAUUUGAAAAGCAAUCCGAAGGUGAACAAUUAAUGCGUGACAUGGAAUUACAAAUCAAAGGACCUGAAUAUCGAAGUAAAAUUGAUCGUGAUUUAGCAUUGUUGCAAGAAAAAUUCGAAAACUGUCUGAAUCUUAAAUCGGUUAACAGUCAACUACAAGAUCUUGAAGAAAGAGAUAUUCCAACAUUGAAAAAUCAAAUGAAACAGCUCGACAAAGAAAUUGUGGAACUAAAAAAUAAACAGACCGAUCUCGAAAAAGAAUUAAAUGAUCAAAUAACUUCACCAUUAGAACAAUGUGAACAAGUCAAAACAGAUAUUAUUAUGCUUAAUAAAUAUGUUGUCGAACGAAAAGAUUUCGAAACAAAAAUUACUAUUUGUCAACAAAAACUCGGUAAAGGACAAAAAUCGACGCCGCGCUCACUCGAUGAAGUAAAACAAGUGAAAAAUGAUGCACAAAAUCAAUUCGAUCAACUUGACAAAGAAUUACAACGUAAACAUAAAGAACUUCGUUCACAACAAGAUAUAAUACAAGAGCUACGCGAAUCAUUAACUGAACUUAAAAAUGAAAAAUUAAAAUUAAGUUCUGAUAUACAAAAGAAAGAACGACUUGAUGAACAGCUACAAAAAUUAACCAAUACUAUUCAAACACUUAAAGAGGAAAUCGAAACAGACAAAAUAGCAUUAGAACCAAUUAAUAUUGAUAUUCAAACGAAAACAAAAGAAAAAACUCGGCUACUGACAGAGAAAGAAAAGACCUUAUCGGCACUUACUGAAUCGGCCAAUGUUCUGGAGCAAAAAUUUAAUGAACUAAAAAUAUUAACAACAACAAUUAAUAACUUCGAAGAUCGUACAUCGAAAUUAUUAGACGAACUUCGUUCGUCAUUCGAUCAAAUCAAUAUUCAAGAAAUACAAUUACAAUCACAACUAUCAUCAUGUAUAGCAACGAUUGCUCAAUAUAAAGAUGAUCUAGCUCGAUCAGAUAAUCGCUAUCGACAACUAAACGAUAAUCGACAGUUACUUUCAAGUGAAAUAGAACUUAAACAGAAACAAAAAGAUCUUACUGAACUUGAAGAAAAAACUCAUGGGCUUAAAUUAGAUUCGCUAAUACGAGAAGAAAAGCAAUUACGUUCAACGCAAGAUACACUAUUUAAAGAGAAACAUACAGCAUCAGCACGACUUGCAACAUUAGAACAACAAUUAAUUGAAUUAGGACAAGAACUUGAACAGGAACAUUUAAAAAAUGCAAAUGAACGUUAUCUUAAACAUUUCGUUCAACAAACAAUCGAAGAAAUAGCAUCGCAAGAUCUCGAACGUUUCUAUAAAGUUUUAGAUCAAACAAUGAUGACAUAUCAUACUCAAAAAAUGAAACAAUUAAAUAAAAUUAUCCGUGAUCUUUGGCGAACAACGUAUCGCGGUUCUGAUAUUGAUGCGAUUGAAAUCCGUUCGGAUGCUGAUGAAGAAAACGCAUCGAAAGCUCGUCGAACAUAUAACUAUCGUGUUGUUAUGCUUAAAGCUGGCUCAGUUAUGGACAUGCGAAAUCGUUGUAGUGCUGGUCAAAAAGUUCUUGCUUCACUUAUUAUUCGACUUGCGUUAGCUGAAGCAUUUUGUCUCAAUUGUGGCAUUCUGGCGCUAGAUGAACCAACGACUAAUCUCGAUUUUGAAAACAUCGAUGGAUUAGCGCAAGCAUUGAUUGAACUUGUCAAAAACCGCGCAAGUCUAAAAAACUUCCAAUUGGUUAUUAUAACACACGAUGAAGAUUUUGUGGAUUCACUUGGUAAAUCUGCAUAUGCAGAAAAAUGUUAUCGUGUAUCAAAAAAUAAUAAUGGCCUAUCGAGAAUCGACGUUUGCAAUAUUGCUUCAUUUGGUGCACAUUGA